Messenger RNA from Eremomyces bilateralis CBS 781.70, 837 nucleotides. RefSeq names its product ubiquinone biosynthesis O-methyltransferase. Bases 1 to 837 code for a protein of 278 amino acids. Gene Ontology annotation, molecular function: 2-methoxy-6-polyprenyl-1,4-benzoquinol methyltransferase activity. Lineage: Eukaryota; Fungi; Ascomycota; Dothideomycetes; Eremomycetales; Eremomycetaceae. The transcript is spliced from 2 exons. The record is from RefSeq and is a predicted model, not a curated record. Gene Ontology annotation, biological process: ubiquinone biosynthetic process.
AUGGCACCAGGGCUUGCGUUCUACAUUGGAAGAUACCCAUCCACCCGACAUUUCCACUCGGGUACCCCGAGAAACAAUGCUAGCAAUAUCCCCACCUCCGUCGACCAUACCGAAAUAAGCCAUUUCAAUGCGCUGGCCUCCAGCUGGUGGGACGCCCAUGGCCCAUCUCGACUUCUCCACCUCAUGAACCCUCUCCGCCACGACUUCAUUACCCGAUGCCGGGCAUCCUCCGAAGCUCGUCCACACAAAAAACUGCGAUACCUAGAUAUAGGGUGCGGCGGCGGAAUCUUCGCCGAGAGCGCGGCGCGACAGUCGCACACCGCCAGCGUGACCGCCAUCGACCCAUCGGAGUCGGUCAUCCAGGUCGCCAAAGAUCACGCGAGGCGCGAUCCGCUGCUGAUGGAGCCGGGGCGGCUGACCUACAUAAACACGGCGAUUGAGAAGCUGCCGGUCCCUACAAGCGAGGCGGAGCAAUACGACAUCGUCACGGUCUUCGAGGUCAUCGAGCACGUGCCGUAUCCGUCGUCCUUCUUACUGAAGGUCAUGCCGCUAGUCAAACCGGGUGGAUGGAUCAUCAUGAGCACGAUCUCGCGGACGUGGAUGAGCUGGUUGACUACGAACCUCAUCGCGGAGGAUAUCGUGGGGAUCGUGCCGAAAGGCACCCACGAUUGGAAUAAAUAUAUCAAUGAUAGCGAGCUGCGGGGUUGGUUCGCCCAGCAAGAUGGAUGGUCGAAUUCGAGAACCAUGGGGGUCGUCUACGUCCCGGGGUUGGGAUGGAAGGAAGUUCCAGGAAGUGAGAGCGUGGGAAACUACUUCUUCGGCAUUCAAAAGAUAUAG